Molecule: messenger RNA, 2349 nt
Organism: Coffea eugenioides
Lineage: Eukaryota; Viridiplantae; Streptophyta; Magnoliopsida; Gentianales; Rubiaceae
Product: probable serine/threonine-protein kinase At1g54610
Exons: 8
Coding region: 273-2018 (581 amino acids)
Biological process (GO): protein phosphorylation; positive regulation of transcription elongation by RNA polymerase II
Cellular component (GO): cyclin-dependent protein kinase holoenzyme complex; nucleus
Molecular function (GO): cyclin-dependent protein serine/threonine kinase activity; RNA polymerase II CTD heptapeptide repeat kinase activity; ATP binding
Source: RefSeq, a predicted model, not a curated record
UUCCGAUCGCUUCUCUUUCUAGUAUGAUUAUUCUCUUUUCUUGUCUCGAGUCUCAACUCUUACAGACCCAGCAACUAGCUUUCUCCCUCUAGCUACACUUGGACCUCUGAAGCCAUCACUUUUCUUCUGCUUCUUCCCCUUUUCUCAGAUUUAAUCCAAUCAGGACAUUUGAGAAUUGAAGAGGUUUAAGAUUGGGCUUUGUUGAUUGGUUUUUUAUAAAUUUGGGUGAGGUUGUGAGAAUGUUGUUGAGCGAUGAAGUGUAGGUUUGAGAAAUGGGGUGUGUAUUUGGUCGUGAGGUGUCGUCUGGGGUAGUAAGCGAGUCUUCCAAGGAUGAAAGGAGGGAGACGGCGGGUUAUGAGAGAAAGAGUAAGGGUGUGAGUGUUGAGCCGAAUGACAGGUUGGAGGUUGUGGUCGAUACAGUCAAGGUAGAUAAUGAGAAUAAUACUGUUGGUGUCAGUAAUUCCGCUUUGGAAACUAGGGAGGUUAAGGUGGAGGGGGAGGUAAAACCAAAGGGUGAGAGGAGAAGGUCAAAGCCGAAUCCGAGGUUGGGUAAUCCCCCUAAGCAUAAAUAUGGGGAACAGGUUGCUGCUGGAUGGCCAUCUUGGUUAUCUGCUCAUGUUGGAGAAGCAAUCGAUGGUUGGCUUCCUCGACGUGCUGAUAGUUUUGAAAAGAUUGAUAAGAUUGGAUCAGGAACAUAUAGCAAUGUGUACAAAGCAAGAGAUACUAUAACUGGAAAAAUUGUAGCUCUUAAAAAGGUUCGAUUUGAUAACUUAGAACCAGAGAGCGUGAGAUUCAUGGCUAGAGAGAUUAUCAUCUUGCGGCGACUGGAUCAUCCCAAUGUUAUAAAAUUGGAGGGCCUGGUCACUUCAAGAAUGUCUUGUAGUUUAUACCUAGUUUUCGAAUACAUGGAGCAUGACUUGGCUGGACUUGCUGCAAGUCCUGAGAUUAAGUUCACUGAACCACAGGUUAAAUGCUACAUGAAACAGUUAUUGUCCGGACUGGAGCAUUGUCACAAACGCUAUGUGCUUCAUCGAGACAUUAAAGGAUCAAACCUUCUUCUCGACAAUUCUGGAAUAUUGAGAAUAGCAGAUUUUGGAUUGGCUACCAUUUAUGAUCCUAACCAUAAGCACCCAAUGACUAGCCGUGUUGUUACACUUUGGUAUCGACCUCCAGAGCUUCUUCUUGGUGCUACUGAUUACGGUGUGGGUAUUGAUUUGUGGAGUGCUGGAUGCAUUUUGGCUGAGUUAUUGGCUGGCAAACCCAUUAUGCCAGGUCGUACGGAGGUAGAACAACUGCAUAAGAUAUACAAGCUUUGUGGAUCGCCUUCAGAUGAGUAUUGGAAGAAGUGUAAACUACCUAAUGCAACAUUAUUCAAGCCACGAGAGCCUUACAGGAGAUGCAUUAGGGAGACUUUUAAGGAUUUUCCAUCAUCAGCUCUGCCGCUGAUUGAUACCCUCCUUGCAAUUGACCCAGCAGAUAGGAAGACUGCAACAGAUGCACUAAAGAGUGAAUUCUUUACUACGGAACCAUUUGCUUGUGAUCCUGCCAGUCUUCCUCAGUAUCCUCCAAGCAAGGAGAUGGAUGCCAAGCGACGGGAUGAUGAAGCUCGAAGACAAAGAGCUGCUACUAAAGCCCAGGGUGAUGGUGCCAGGAGAAACCGAACUCGUGCUGUCCGGGCAAUUCCUGCUCCUGAUGCCAAUGCUGAACUUCAAUCUAAUGUUGACCGGCGGCGUCUAAUCUCCCAUGCGAAUGCAAAGAGUAAGAGUGAGAAGUUUCCUCCACCACACCAGGAUGGAGCACUUGGUGUUCCACUGGGGGCUUCACAUCACAUUGAUCCAUCUCUCGUUCCUCCUGAUGUGCCCUUUAGUUCCACGUCCUUCACAUAUUCAAAAGAACCUGUCCAAAAUUGGUCAGGUCCGCUAGUAGACCCUGCUAAUGGUGGCGCAGGGAGACGUAAGAAGAAUGCUGCAAAUGAUGCACGGGAAGCGAGGAAAACAGGAAAGAAAGAUAGAAAAUAGCAAUUUUGAGGGUGUAACAUAUAAGGGAAUAUUGGUUUAAAAAAUUUUCAGGCUACACAGGGAAUCAGGGCUGGCCAUGGGAGUCUUGGAUCUAUUUAUGCAGCUACACAUUUCGUUCAAAUGAGUUUGUUCAAGUGGUUUUAGAGUGGACUUAUCCUAUUCUUUUUCCAAAAUAGAUACUCCUUUCUUCUUCUGCUAGAUUUGUUUUGGGGGCUAUUAGCUUCCUUGUUACUGUGUAUAUGUUCUUUUCCUUUGGUCGGUUCCCGAUUUUGAGAUGUUUAUGAUGUUUAUUUAGUGAAAUUCUUGAAUGAAAUACUUCACCGUUUUCCUA